AGUUUUGUAUUCUAUUAAUUACUAUCAGUCAUAUGUUAUUAAAAAUUAAGUAAAAUUUAACAAAACACUUUGUUUACAUUGGUUUCAAGUUUCAAGUGGUAGAAGAAAAUUAUUCUAUCAAGUGCAUAACCUAUACAAUAUUUUAUUAAAGUUUCAGUGCUCACUCUUAGUGCUUGUUUGUCAUUAGUGCUUUUCUUCUCCACAUAGUAGGCCUAGUAAAAUUAUUUUAAUACCCAAAAUAUAAACAAUUUAAUAAGUAAAAUCGCUCUUAUUAGGUGUUGAAAAGUGGUUAAAAUGAACCAAUGUGUCAGCCUCUCACAUAAGGGGAGCUUAUGUUUUCAAUGAGUUUUAAACUAGGCUAAAUAUUAGUGUUGCAUUUAAGAAACACCUACAAUUAAAAGUGCUCAAGGUCAUCAUUAGGCCUAAUUGUCUAAUAUGGCAGAAACUGUAAGAAUUCCAAUUUUUGGUUCUAAACCUCCUUGUGCUUAUAAAUCUCGUUUGGAAGAGAGAAAAGUAAGGACGAGAGCUCUAAGAGCAGAAAGAAAUAGAAAACCAGAGAAACCAGAUGAUUUUGUUUGUUAUGAAGAUUCAGAAGAUGAAGAUGAACUACUAACACCAUUUGCUGAAAAGGAAAUUCUUAACAAGUCAUAUAAUUGUGUUGAUUUUAUAAGAAGUAGAGAAAGUGGUUUAAGAGAACCUAAACGCUUUAAGUCGAACCAUGGUUCACGUCACAUAUUAACAAAUGAUAUGUUCAAAGAAAGGCCAAUUCAGCUUAAUACCAUGAACAAGGUGUUUUGUUCUCAGUGGCUGAGUGAUCGUCAAGUUGCAUUCGGUACAAAAUGUAACAAGCUGAUGGUGUACGAUGUGGUGACGCAGCGUAUAGAUCAGAUCCCGUCUCUGAGCAGUCGCAGUAUCAACGCAGUAGACUUGCCUCCGGAGCAGCAAUGUGGCAUUCACUCCCUGCAGAUCAACCCUUCACGCACGCUUCUGGCCACAGGAGCCAAGAACAGUUGUGAUGUUGCCAUCUAUAGGUUACCCACGUUGGACCCUGUCUGUGUUGGAGAGGGAGCGCACAAAGACUGGGUCUUCGACAUGUGUUGGUUGGACGAUCAGUUCCUGGUCAGCGGCUCGAGGGACGCCCGCAUGGGUCUGUGGCGGAUUUCUGAUCCUGACAUGGGCAAAGACAGCGACAUCCCGACGUACCAGUCCAUCUCCGCCGUGUGUGUCAAAGAGUGCAAAAGUGCGCAGAAGGUGCGUGCGCUCGUGUUCAAUAAGCGUGCGCGUGAACUUGCCGCCCUCUCACUCAACGGUUACAUACACGUCUGGAGCGCAGAAACAUUCCAACAGAUAAUCUCCCGCAAAUUGCCGUCAGUUCAAGAGAAUGUUUGCAUGGCUGUCAGAGAGAAUGGUUCAAUGUAUGCUGUUGGUUGCCGAUCAUACACUCUCCUCUUGGACUCUCGGACAGUGCAAGCGAUAAAGAAAAUUCCUUCCAGAUAUAGUGGUUGCGGUAUUCGAUCUGCCAGUUUUCAGACAGAUACAUUGACGAUAGGCACUGGACUCGGGAUGAUCAUGUUUUAUGAUCUGAGAGCCAACAAAUACUUAGAAAGUUCUAUUAACUCCACUCGGACAGUUGUUCUGAAAGCUUCUCGGGGAUACGUGUUUCCUGAUGAAGAGUACUUGGACGGGUUUCAACAGGUUCGCUACACUCCGGCCAUCUAUACCCAUUGCUUCGACUUUUCUGGGACACGAUUGUUCACAGCGGGCGGACCCCUGCCGGCGAAUCUCUACGGAAAUUACGCCGGUCUCUGGCGAUAACCAAAUGAAUUCUAGCACCUUUCUGUCGAUACAAUAUUUACAUUAAUUUAUUUGCUUUCGACAGUUUUAUGUACCUGUUACUUUAAUGUUGAACGUGGUCUUUUAUAUACGUUAUUGAAAAUGUUACAGAUUAAACCAUUUGUUAUUUUAUUUUAUUAUUAAGCAUUUUCUGUACAUGUAUUUAUGUUGUGUAUAUUUAGGUGAUUUAUAUUUUUAAUCACCGGACAAAAUCUUUUUGAGAAUAUUGUAUUUUUAAUGUUUUUUAACUUCUUUUAGUUUGUUUACCUUUAAAGAUUGGUAUUAUCGUUUUAUUGAUUUCUAUUUGGUCAGAAACAUAUUGAUCGUUGAUGUUAAUACAGAGUAACGUUCUGUUGCAUUACACUGCUAUGUUGUUUGUUACAUAGAAUUAACCUUCAAACAUAAAACACUGUGAACAUGACUUUAUGUUGGCCUGUGUAUGGAAAUUUUCUCCUGACUUUUGUUAAUUAUUAACUUUUCGAAAAAGAAGUUCACUCGGUAGCCCAAGAAAACAGUUUGAGACACAACCAUUUGUGGUAUCUGCUUACCAUGGGCAAUAUCUGUGUAAGUGCUGAUUCCAAAAUUUUAAUUAUAAAACACUAAUAACAAAUUAUUUUAAAAAUACCAUGUUGGGUAGGGAAUUGUAAACCCUAAUUUUAAGCAUUAAAAUGUAUAACUACUACAGUCUAUUCAACGAGUGUUUACACUUCGCACACAGCGUGGUGAGCCUCUGGGGUUUUUACCAACUAGAAAGAGUGAAACUCAGGAGAGUGCACAUGGGUUGUUCAAAUUCCUAGAAUAUUGGCAUGCUGAGUUUACAUAGUCACUCACACCUUCCUUCACUCGAGACACUUUUAGUAUAUUGGUGCCUCUGCAUUGCCAGUAAAGUUCAAAUUCAGUGUCGUUUUUAGUGUGUUAAACAAAUAAAAAGAACCUAUGAUAUUGAGUUUUAUCAAAUUUUUUCAAUUGACGGUUAUGAUAUGAAGUUGGCGGCACCCGCGUAUUGCGUUACAACUUGGGUUGUAGAUGUAAAAAAAUAUCAGAAUUGGCUAAAGAAACGAUUCCAUCAAUUUUUAUAGUAUUUGAUAACUGGGCGGUUACAACUUCACGUUGCCAGUGAGUUGGCACUACUGUGAACCAGCCUAUCACACGUCACAGCGGUCGUGGGGGUCCCUUCACUCUCAAUACUCGGAUGAAUCUACUGUAGUAAAGUAGUAAUCAUUCUGGUGGCCAAAAGAACAGGUGGUAAUUCCUAAUUAAUGUAUAUUCUAUGAACAAGAGCUGUUCACACAUUUUCUAUUUUUAGUGUUUUAUAUUAACCCUUUGCCAUCGGCAUUAAACUUAUUUGAUUGGCCUCUCAUAUCACCGGGCCACUAUGGUGACCAUGGCUGUCAGAUAAUUUAUUUAUGACCACAUCCUGUCCUCAAGCUCGACGGGCCACUACAUGUGGCCCACUGUGUUGUGCAGUUGUAAAAUUCAAUCCUUAUCCAGUUUUGACAGAAAAGUGCUGCAACCUCUCAGUCAAAUAAGUAACUAAAAUUGUAUGUUAUUUGCAGCAUAUACCAUAGUAAACAUUGUUCAGAAUAAUUAUGAUUUAUACCAGUGCAUUUGGUGGAGAUGAAGCUCGAAAUAUGGAAAUGAGGUUAUAUUCUGUUGAUACUAAAGACCUACUUGAAACUGGUUUUAUUUUCAUUCUGAAAAUAAAAAUGCUUUAAAAACAGAUCAACCAAUAACUUUAUACUUAGUUUAAAAUCAAAUAAUAAAUAACCAAUCAAUGAAGUUUCAACGUUGAAGCUAUUAAACUUUGUAAAUUAUUUGAGAAUUUCAUUUCAAUCUCAGUGAUUUUAAGGGACGAAGGUCAAAUACUGCUUCUUAAAUCUGAGUCGAAGUGGCGUACAUGGUUACACAAGCCCCAAGUGGUGACGCAAAAUCCAGCCGGCCACUGUGCGUGGCCCGGCGAGCUGAGAGGACAACCACUUGAGACUACAUUCGAGCUGAGCGAGAGAUAAAUUUUGACCACAUCAGUGGCUGUCCGAUCGCAAAGGGUUAAGUUAGUGUUGUACAUAAUAAUUUUGAACAAUAUUCGAUAAAUAAGUCCAAAAUAAAUCAAGAUUAAUGGAACUUGAUUAAAUAUUCAUCCUGAAAAAGGCUGUAAUUGAAUACAUAAUUCUAUAUUGACUAUCCCUUAGUUUAAAAGACAGCAUAAUUAAGAUAAUUACUUGAAAAUUUUAACAAAUCGUACCAAAAUACCAUUGCUAGUAAGAGGCAGGCAAUGCAAUUUGUGAGCAACAGACAAAGUUUUUUACCUGGUACACACAUUUAAUAGUACCAUAGUCACGGAUGACAAUUUAUGUGUGAAAUUUAAUAAUGGGAAGUCUUCCUGACAAUUCCAUCAAAUGCUUGAAUGUAAAGAAUAAUUUCAAACAAAUUAUAAAAUAGGUUAUUUGAAGGAAACAGGAUUUUUCCGGACAUUUGCCAUUGUUCAGUGAAACAAGAAAUCAGUAACACUACGUUUCCCGUACGUUAUGUAUUAGGUUAGUUAUUUACCUGAAGAAGAGAUCAGAUUGCAGAUAACGUAGUGUUACUGAAAAAUCCUGUUUCCUUCACAAUCCUUCCAUCGUCAAAAAUAACCUUCAAACAAAGGAUAGGUUUUUUAUGAAGUGAAACAUUAUUGCAACAUAAUACGUGAUUAAAUUUACAAAACGUGAGCCAAAUAUUUAGGUCGGACAAAUAUUGUUGUGACCAAAUGUGACAUAAUUUAGUUUGUAGCUCAAAAACUUAUAGUGAUUUUAAGGAUUUUAGAUGCUUUCCAUCGUUAACAAUUUUUGUCACAUAAUGAUGACAAAUAUCCUAAAUUUGCAUUAUCCUUUCAAACCAUCCACGAUCAUUAACAAACUUUAAACUUGUAAUUUUGUUGGGAUAUUCACUUUUUGUAAUUAAAGGGUUAACAACAUAAUAUUUUGGGCUGGACUCAAAUGUAUUGUUUUGUUUUGUUCGCCCUGUCAUUAUUUGCAAUUGUGGCAGUGAGCACUCCAAAGCUGUUAUUUUGUUUUUGUUUUUUAAAUUAUGAUUGUGAUUAAUAUUUAUUCUCUUUUAUCGGAGUUUAUGUAGAAAAAAAUAAAACUUUUUUCUGUUUAA
Molecule: messenger RNA, 4971 nt
Organism: Homalodisca vitripennis (glassy-winged sharpshooter)
Lineage: Eukaryota; Metazoa; Arthropoda; Insecta; Hemiptera; Cicadellidae
Gene: DCAF12
Product: DDB1- and CUL4-associated factor 12 homolog
Exons: 6
Coding region: 436-1815 (459 amino acids)
Cellular component (GO): Cul4-RING E3 ubiquitin ligase complex
Molecular function (GO): protein binding
Source: RefSeq, a predicted model, not a curated record